AUGGCGAAAAACCUCCGAGCUAAGAUACCCGCUGAAGACACCCUGGUCAUUUUCGAUAUCAAUCGGAGUUCGAUGCAAAGGUUCUGUCAGGAACCAGAUCUUGCUUCCAAGGGUGGUCUUACCGUGGCCAACGAUAUAAAAGAGGUCGUUAAUACUAGCGACACGGUUAUUACGAUGUUGCCUGAGCCUCAACAUGUCAAGUCCGUUUUCGAUACAAUUCUAUCUUCCAACUUAGCUGGUAGAUCCAAUAACACGAAGCUUUUUGUUGACUGUUCAACCAUUGACAUUGCGACUUCUCUUGAGGUCGGGAAGGCUGUUCGCGAUUCUUCCUCCUUCUGCGCCGAUUUUGUUGAUGCACCUGUUUCUGGAGGAGUCGUAGGCGCUCAGGCCGGCACACUGACGUUCAUGGUCGGAUCGCAUGCUUCAACUUUCCCAAUUGUAACCCCGUUAUUAUCACUUAUGGGAAAUCGCAUUCUGCACUGUGGCCCGCCUGGCUCGGGAUUGGCGGGGAAAUUAUCUAACAACUAUCUCCUUGCAAUCAGCAACAUAGCUACCGCUGAGGCCAUGAACCUCGGUAUCAGCUUAGGUCUGGAUAAAAAGCGAUUCGGGGAUUUCAAGGAGGAUUCGGAGUCUCCUUAA
Messenger RNA from Morchella importuna, 639 nucleotides. RefSeq lists its product as uncharacterized. The record is from RefSeq and is a predicted model, not a curated record. Bases 1 to 639 code for a protein of 212 amino acids. NCBI's taxonomy places the organism in Eukaryota, Fungi, Ascomycota, Pezizomycetes, Pezizales, Morchellaceae. Gene Ontology annotation, molecular function: 3-hydroxyisobutyrate dehydrogenase activity; NADP binding. Gene Ontology annotation, cellular component: mitochondrion. The transcript has 3 exons. Gene Ontology annotation, biological process: L-valine catabolic process.